AUAUGUGUGUGUUUUCUAAAACCGAGAGAGAACAUAGUCCGCCAUGUUUGUUUAAUUGUUUAAUUAAAUUAAAUGCCCUGACUGCAACUCUUGCAUACCUGGGCACUUUGUAACGGUCGCAUCAGCAGAUGUAUCGCUAGAAUCGCUCGUAGGUGCCAUAAUUUCAGUUGACACGCCAAUUAGUGCAUUUAUAAUUCAUGACGUGGGUUAAUUGCUACACUUAAACCCAACAAAACGGCCAGCGAUUGGGGCUUUAGGGCCCCUAAGAGGAAACCCGAACCUUAUCUCGAACAACAGACAGCAGAUAAAGUUGUUUAUGACUUAGCCCGAAGAGCAGAGAACCUCUGUGAAUCAGUUUUAGCCAAAUCUUUGAGAUGGUAACAACACAACGGACCAAAGAGAUUUGCCAGGUAGUUCGGCUGAAGUCCACGCAGGUGUUCCUGGUAGCCGGAACAGUUUUACUAACGGUGAUGGUCAGCUUGCUUUGCAUUGGCCUAAUGACCCGGUACGAGGUGGAGAACGAAGUGGCCAACGUGGCGGAUGUGGACUAUUGGAAGGACAAGGUGGCACCAACGCAGAAAAUCUGGUAUGAUAAGGGCAUUGAGGAGCUCAAUGAAGCGCUAAGAUCUCCCAAGAAUCCCUUGUAUCCCAGAAACGUGGGGAUAUUUCUAGUACAGGGCGUUGAUGGUCGUGACUUGGCUUCUCUUCGGUUUCCAGCUGGGGAUUUUAACCAGGGUAAUACCAACUUUGUUUGGGAUCAGUUUCCCCAUUUGGCUCGCUUAAAGAACAGCUGCAGUCAGCAGUUUCCCUGUGAAGUGGAUAGGGUUUCCAGAGCACUUUGGUCGGGAAUACCUUUGGAUGAAGUACCUAAAAGUCAGCAAGACUGUGGAGAGUUGGUCAAUGGAACAGAAACCCCACUGAGUAUUCUUCGCCAGGCCCAAUUGGCUGGUCUAAGAACUGGUUUCGUUACCACUCAAAGGAUCACUGGAUCUACAGGAGCUGCUCUGGGAAAUACCUUCAGCAACUACGAAUGCGAUGAAAGAAUGCCUUUGGGUUCCUUUAAAUCAGGAUGCCAGGAUAUAGCCCGUCAGCUGAUCUCCGGUGUGACUGGUAAAUCUCUAAAUGUAAUCAUCGGAGGCGGGAGGCAAAUGUUGAGUACUCUGGUGCCCAAAACCCGGUGGGAUCCCGUGGAUGAGCUUCUCUGCGAGUCCAACGAUGGUCGCAAUCUUUUAAAGGAGUGGCGUAACCAAAAACUCAAGGAAAGCAAAAUCAAACCCAUCAAAUUCGAUUUAGUACAGCGGACCGAUGAGUUGGAAUCCUUAAAUGCCAGCAGUUUUGAUCAUAUCCUGGGUAUAAUGGCAAAUGGAGAUUUAAGGGGAAAUGCAAGGGCCCCAAGUCUUAAGUUAAUGGUAGAAAAAUCUGUACAAGUAUUGAAAAAGCCAGGCCAGGGCUAUCUACUCAUAGUGGAGCAGUUUAUAGAGUCAGACAUGGACAAAAAAAAGGAGCUGCAGGCCUUAAACGAAACUUUGGCUAAUCUUCAAGAGGAUAGGGAUACUCUUACUCUAGUUCUCAUGACCAAUGCCAUCUAUUCAAAACCAAGUUUGGAUGUGAGUGAAGAAACGCAGACAAUAAACCACCUUCUAGAGACUUUUAAGGAAACAGAACUUGAAAUCCAACAAAGAUUAUAUCAAAUGCCAUCGGAUAGUUUGCUUUUUGCUCGUGGACCUAAGUCAGCAAUUUUUCGUGGUGUUCGGAGGGAAACCUUUCUGGCACACGCUGUAUCCCAUGUCCUUAGCAAGAGCAGAAAUAAAGGUUAAUUAAUCUUAAAACUUAUAAAUUAUAAGGGUUCUUUAAGUAACCCAACCUGAGAAAGAACAUAAUCUUUAUAGAGCGCACAAUAUUUAAAUAUUUAGUUUAGAUAAUGGCUUUAAAAAAAUGAUUUUGAAAAUUGAAAUGUUAAGUUAUUUACUACAUGUAAUCUCAAUAAAAACUUUUUGUAAUUAAGGUGGAAUAUUUGCCAACAAAGAAUUUUUGUAAAAACAAAUAUCAUGUUUCAAUAUUUGUUUAUAUACUCAUACCAUAAAUAAUUGGAUGGAUCAAAAUUGAUAUGAUGAUAUUAAUAAAAGAACCUGUAUAUAUUUUAUUUAAUUACUUAAAGAAAGACAUAAUUUGUAAAAAAUUCAAAUUAUAUUACUACCGUCUUCCUAACAUACCCCAAAAAAACAUCCCAAA
Drosophila subpulchrella is the source of this 2232-nucleotide messenger RNA. It is a transcript of the gene Alp13, whose product is annotated as alkaline phosphatase, tissue-nonspecific isozyme. Gene Ontology annotation, biological process: dephosphorylation. The record is from RefSeq and is a predicted model, not a curated record. The transcript is spliced from 3 exons. Gene Ontology annotation, molecular function: alkaline phosphatase activity. NCBI's taxonomy places the organism in Eukaryota, Metazoa, Arthropoda, Insecta, Diptera, Drosophilidae. Bases 375 to 1817 code for a protein of 480 amino acids.